Molecule: messenger RNA, 4285 nt
Organism: Humulus lupulus (European hop)
Lineage: Eukaryota; Viridiplantae; Streptophyta; Magnoliopsida; Rosales; Cannabaceae
Product: zinc finger protein BRUTUS-like At1g18910
Exons: 10
Coding region: 129-4022 (1297 amino acids)
Biological process (GO): ubiquitin-dependent protein catabolic process; protein ubiquitination
Cellular component (GO): nucleus
Molecular function (GO): ubiquitin protein ligase activity; zinc ion binding
Source: RefSeq, a predicted model, not a curated record
UAUGAAAAUACAAAGCUCCUUAAAUCCACUUGAGCUCUCCCACCUUUCACCUUCCCCCUCCUCUCCCUUCGCUCCCAAACCCUUCAUGUACUUGUUUAAGCUCUUGAAGACACGUCGUUUCGGUGUGGAUGGGCGGCGCCGCCGGCCACGACAACUCUCUCCCACCACCAGACGAUGCCGCUCCGGCGGAGGAUAUUAAUAAUAAUAACCAUAUCAUUACUAGUAACAUUAAUGGUCAUCACAACAACAACAACUACUCCUCUUCUUCUUCCUCCACCUCAUUGUUACUAGUGCCACUCGCGCACGCGCCGAUUCUCCUCCUGGUUUACUUCCACAAGGCUUUUCGUGCGGAGGUGGCCGAUCUCCAACGCGUCGUGUCCGGCGCGUUGGAGCACGGCAUCAGUACGCGCCGCGGCUUCGUGGUUGAGCUGUUGUGGCGGUUCGAGUUCCUUAAGCUGGCGUGUAAGUACCACUGUGCGGCGGAGGACGAGGUGAUCUUUCUGGCUCUGGAUGUUCAUGUGAAGAAUGUGGCGUGCGCUUACUCGUUGGAGCACAAGAGCAUCGACGGCCUCUUCGAUUCGAUUUUCAACCGCUUGAAUGCGAUCUUAACUGAGGACGAAAAUAAUGAUAAUGAUCAUCGUCAAAACGACGACGUUAAUGGUUCGAUGAUUAUGAUGAAGCCGUUUCAAGAGCUUGUGUUCUGUAUUGGCACCAUUCAAACCUUCAUUUCAAAUCAUAUGCUCAAAGAAGAAGAACAGAUAUUCCCUUUGCUCAUGGAGCAUAUAUCUGUUAAGGAACAAGCAUCUCUGGUUUGGAAGUUCUUGUGCAGUGUUCCCAUAGUACUAAUGGAGGACAUGUUGCCAUGGACCCUCUCCUUUCUUUCACCCCAAGAAAAAGUUGAAGUUGAAAAUUGUUUAAAAGAUAUUGUACCAGAAGAAAAAUCACUACAUGAGGUAGUACUUUCUUGGCUUGGUGGUAAUAGCCACCCGUUAUUGGAAGUUCAUUCAUCUUCUGGUGGAUCUGCAGACACGAGAAUAUUACUCAAGCCAUACUCAUGUAGAAGAUAUCUUAUAGAAAAUUGGAGGGCACCAACAUUAUUAAUCCAUAAUGAUAUUGGACAUAAUCCAGUUGAUGGUCUCCAUCUUUGGCAUGGGGCCAUAAGGAAAGAUUUGAUAAAGCUACUUGAAGAGCUUUAUCAAUCAAGAAGCUUAAGCGACUAUUCCGAACUUGACAGAAUAGUUGUGCAAUUAAAAUUCCUUUCUGAUAUUAUAACAUUUUACAACACUGCAUUAGAAAAGCUAUUCUGCCCUGUGUUGAACCAACUUAUCCAAGGCUCUAUGUCCUCCACUGAAGGAUUCCCCAAUGAGAGUCACAUUGAAGGUUUACAGAUGUUGCUGUACUACAGUGCUCAAAGUGAUAAAACUUUGAGCAAAUUUACUGAGAAGCUUUGCUGGGAACUCGAAUCCUUUGUGGUGGAAAUCAGCAAGCAAUUUGAGUUUCAUGAAGCAGAGGUAUUUCCUAUCAUUAGCAAGAACUGUAGCCAUGAGAUGCAGCAGCAGCUUCUGUAUGUGAGUGUUCAUAUGAUGCCAUUGGGGUUGCUGAAGUGUGUGAUCACUUGGUUUUCAUCUCACUUAUGUGAGGAUGAAUCCAGAUCAAUUCUUAACAAGAUCAAGCAAGGAGAUGCUUUCAUCCAUGACUCUUUUUCUUCACUCUUGCAUGAGUGGUUUCGCACUGGUUGUUCGGGUAAAAUCUCCGUUGAAAACUUCGGAAAGAACCUGCAGCAAAUGUUCAAGAGCAAGUUCUCUUUCUUAUCUGAUCAAGUCAAGGAUGCUGCUGGAUCUUCAUCAUUGCAAUCCGAUAAUAAGAAAUCUUUCACAGAAUCUGAGCCUAGAGUUAAGAUACUGAACUCUGUCAUAAAGGGCAAGAGCUCUUUGUCAUCAUCUUUUGACUCACAUAAUACUAGAAAGUAUGAGACAUCAUACUCAAGUGUCAUAAAUCUUCAUAUAUAUUUCCCAGAAAAGAUAAAGACAUUUCAACCCUCUUCUGGAGAAAACCAUUCUGGUUCUGUUCUCAAUGACCCUAAACCAGUGGACUUCAUAUAUCUGUUCCACAAGGCUCUCAAGAUAGAUUUGCAGAACCUUCUUUACAGUUCAGCUCAUUUAGCUGAAAAUCCUGGGUUUCUUGGAGACUUUUGCAGGCACUUUCGACUAAUACAAUUUUUGUAUCAAAUCCAUAGUGAUGCAGAAGAUGAGGUUGCCUUUCCAGCUUUGGAGGCCAUGGGAAAAUUCACAAACAUUAGCCACUCUUACAGCAUGGACCACAAAUUGGAAGUUGAUCAUUUUGGACGGGUCUCCUUUAUUCUUGAGAAGUUGACUGAAUUGAAUGUUUCAAUUUCUAAGGACAGCUCAAACAUGGAUCAGAUUAUGAGGAAACAUUAUCAGCUAUGCAUGAAUCUCCAUGAUACGUGCAAGUCAUUGCAUAAAAUGUUGUCUGACCACAUUCAUCGCGAAGAGCAAGAAGUUUGGCCUUUGUUCAGAGAGUGCUUUUCCUUAAAGGAGCAAGAAAAGAUCAUAGGAUGCAUUUUAGGAAGAACAAAUGCUGAAAUUCUACAAGACAUGAUCCCUUGGUUAAUGGGAUCAUUGACACAAGAAGAGCAGCAUACCAUGAUGUCCAUUUGGCGCCAAGUCACUAGAAAUACCAUGUUCGAUGAAUGGUUGAGAGAAUGGUGGGAGGGGUAUGACAUGUCUGAAGUCGUAGAGGAGUCAAUCGUGGUGCCUUCAACAGUGGUUGCUGAUCCCUUGGAGGUUGUCUACCCUUAUCUUUGUGAAGCUACUGAACAAGAAGGAAAACUCAGUAGCAAAAACAGGCAGAUUAUGGAGAAAGAUUGUAUUGGUGAUACUGUCAAGCAAAUGGGGGAAUGUAAUGUGGAUGAUAAAACAAAGGAUUCUGAAUUAUAUGACCCCAGUAACUUAGAAUACAGAGGUUGGGAUGAGAAGAAGAGAAUGCAAUAUGAGACUGAGAAUGUGACAUGUGAAAUAAAACCUGGUCAAUUUUUCCAAGCUGCCCAGAAAUCUAAGUACUAUGAUUUACUUCUGAAAAUGAAUCAAGAGGACUUGGAGGCUGCUAUUAGAAGAGUUUCAGGGGACUCUUCCUUGGAUUCUCAGAAUAAAUCAUACAUAAUUCAGCACCUGCUGGUGAGCCGGUGGAUUGUGAAGCAGCAACAUUCUCUUCUAAUUCCCUCAUUUGAUCAUGAACAAGAGUUCCCAGGUCAGCAUCCUUCCUAUAGGGACCCACUCAAAUUGAGCUAUGGCUGCAAACACUACAAGAGGAAUUGCAAGCUUGUUGCCCCUUGUUGCAACCAGCUACACACCUGCUUGCGCUGCCAUGAUGAAAUCACUGACCAUGUAAUAGAUAGGAAAUCUGUAACAGAAAUGAUGUGCAUGCAAUGCUUGAAAAUUCAACCCAUAGGUCCCACAUGCUCAACAGUGUCCUGCAGUAAAUUCUCCAUGGCAAAAUACUUUUGCAGGAUUUGCAAAAUAUUUGAUGAUGAACGGGAAAUCUACCAUUGCCCAUAUUGUAACCUAUGUAGAAUUGGUAAGGGAUUGGGCAUUGACUACUACCAUUGCAUGAACUGCAAUGCUUGCAUGUCAAGAACACUGUUGGUGCAUAUAUGCAGAGAGAAGAGUUUUAUGGAUAACUGUCCCAUUUGCCAUGAGGACAUCUUCACUUCCAAUUUUCCGGUGAAGGCCCUCCAAUGUGGCCAUUUGAUGCAUUCCAAAUGUUUUGAGGCCUACACAUGUACAAAUUAUACUUGCCCAAUUUGCGGAAAAUCACUAGGAGACAUGCAGGUGUAUUUUAAAAUGUUAGAUGCCUUAUUGGCUGAAGAGAAAAUCCCAGAGGAAUACUCAGGUCAAACUCAGGUCAUACUAUGCAAUGACUGUGAGAAGAGAGGAGAAGCUCCCUUUCAUUGGCUCUACCAUAAAUGCUCAUUUUGUGCCUCAUACAACACCAGGCUCUUCUGAGUCUGUCUGUCACCCUUCUUUACUUAGUCUGAAUAAUUCACUUCAAUAUUGAAGCUACAAAGGUGUAAAUUAAGCAGCUUGUACAAUAAUUAAAAUUUCUUUACUUGUAGUAAUUGGCCAUUGGACACUACAUAUAUGUUUGAAUAAUUUUAGUUGCGUGUAAAAAGCAUAAGAAACAUUUUUUUUUUCUCUUUCCACUUCGAUUGUAAUAUUAUUCAUUGUUUAGAGAGCCAUGACAGUUCAUUCUUUAUUAAUUCAAGGCC